CGCGCCGCGGCCUUGGUUCACCACUUCACCUCCACGCCCCCCACAUCCCACCUCAUUCCACUCGCCUGCCUUCUCCCCACCCACACCUCCACCUCUCUUUCUCUCUCUCCUCGUCGCCGUCGGGGUUUAGUUAAUAGACCCCUAGCUGAGCUACGCCUGCGUUGCCAUGGCAGCCGCCGACGCUGACGCGGACGAGCUCGCCGCCGACAUCAUCUGCUCGCUCCGAAGGGCCAACCUCGCCGGGUGGACGCCGCCGUGGUGCAAGCAGGCGCCGUCGCCGUCGAUGGAGGGGGAGCUGAUCUGGCCGGCCGUGGCAAGGGGGAAGCGGUCGCGCCGCCGCUCGCCGUCGGCGGGGUCGGCGGCGACGGCCUCGGGGAAGGGGAGGUGGGCCCGGGCCAGCCCGGCGUCGCCUCUUGACUACAGCGGCGGCUCCGGCUCCGGCGCGUCCACCAGCGGCGGCGAGGACGGCGGCUUCUGCUCGCCGGGGAACCGCCGCGCGCCGGCGACUAAGGUGGGCUACAUCGGACGUCCGCGGUUGACCUUCAUGACCCCCGCUCCACGGCCCACCGGUCAGCGACCACGGAAGAAAAUUAGGCUUCCGGAGGUCCAGCAGCUGGUGCGGUCUCUUGCGGUGGAGAAUGAGAGCCUCCGCGAGGUGAUAAAUCAUUCUUUACUAAAUUCUUUUAGAGAAUAUUACGGGCCAGUUUUACUGAUUGUGAGAUUGUCAUUGGAUCUUGCUUGGCUAUGUAUGCAGGAGAUGCGGUCUUUGCAGAGAGCUUGCAACGUGCUGUCAAAAGAAAAUGACAAGCUUGAGACAAGAUUAGCGCAAUCGAACACGCAGAAUGGAAUCACAUCAAAAGAGCAGAAAGGAAAGCAGCCGUUUGAUCAACAGUCGGUUACGCAGUCAGACAGCUUUGCGCUACCAGAUCUCAACCUCCCUCCACAGGACACUGCCAAUGUAUCAUCAGUUCAUUGAUCGCUCCAGAUUACUGCAACUUUGUUAACCGAAUAACAAAGUGUACAUAGCGGAAGCAGGGUAGCAGGCUAGAUUGGGCAUCGCCACGUCAUCCUUGAAGAAUGACACAUAAUUGAUAAGUUGUUAGAUGACUACAGGGUUUAGUACCAUUAUAGUCCUAAGUGAUAAGCCACGUUGUAGCUAAAGCAAAGACUAAUUUGGCUCCUUGACGUUGUUUUGCCUAGUGCAUCGGAGCUGAAGCUAGUUUCAGCUCAAACUGCAGUGGAUUUAGAUUAAUUUAUUCAUGUUAUUUUGUUCAAUUAAGUGAAAUGUUACAUGUUAAGAUGAUGUCUGUGAGAACACUGUUACUUAUUUCUGUCUGGUUUGUGGGUCUAUGGUUCCUCCAGUUACAACUAAAGCAGAUUUGCCUAUCAGGUAUCCGAGAUUUAUACUC
Molecule: messenger RNA, 1409 nt
Organism: Phragmites australis (common reed)
Lineage: Eukaryota; Viridiplantae; Streptophyta; Magnoliopsida; Poales; Poaceae
Exons: 4
Coding region: 167-976 (269 amino acids)
Source: RefSeq, a predicted model, not a curated record